Messenger RNA from Exaiptasia diaphana, 2048 nucleotides. Its product is annotated as ninein-like protein. NCBI's taxonomy places the organism in Eukaryota, Metazoa, Cnidaria, Anthozoa, Actiniaria, Aiptasiidae. Gene Ontology annotation, cellular component: centrosome. The coding region runs from base 196 to 726 and encodes 176 amino acids. The record is from RefSeq and is a predicted model, not a curated record. Gene Ontology annotation, biological process: microtubule anchoring at centrosome. The transcript is spliced from 3 exons.
GUGCAUAAAAAAAUUCCUCGUGUCAUUUCAAAGACAAUUUUUGCAGCUAAAAAUUCUUGACUCCAGUUUCUAGUUCCUACCUAGGUUUUCACCAGGGUCUAGACUCUGCUCCCAAACUCCUAGACCCAUGUCCUUUCGAUGAUCAAGUGAGUGCUUGUCAAAAUGUCAUAGAUACAAUGUCUUUGUUUCCAGGUCAUGAUGGCCACUACGGAGCUAGAAACCUGCAGGUCGAAGCAUCAACGAGAUAUCUCCGAGUUACGAGACCAACUACAUCGUGCUAACAUAGCAAGUGACCGAGAUCAGGCGCUUAGGGAGAAGGUUUUCAAUGAAGCAAAGGCUGAAGUUAUAUCGUUGAAUAAAAAGCUUGAGGAGAAAACACGCCGAGUCCGUGAACUAGAGCAGGCCAGUCAACUGUGGGAAAAGCGAAUCACCGACCUUGAAACACAGAAAAUGGCGAUGGCUAUGAAAGUACAAGAAGCACGUGACUCGUUAGACGAACAUGUAGCAAGACUAAGCAAACAGCUCCAGCACUCUGAGAUGAGAAACACACGCUCUGACACUCUGGUACAGGAAUUAUACAUAGAAAAUGCUAAGCUUACGAAAGCGCUWCAGCAGACAGAAGCGAAUGAGAAGAAGGCAGAGAAGAAUUUGAGGCAAUUAAUGGAGCAGAAACGUGCUUUGCAGCGAGUCAUAUCGAAACUUUGCGGCGCGAACGCCAUCGCGUAAAAACAACUCGUUAUCUUGACAUGCUAAAAAACAUAAACUACAUACAUUCCGCUCACGGAAAAACACUUUUAGGAUUUUAUAUAAAAGAACUAGGUAAUUUUAAAGUUGAUCGCCAACAUGUGUGCGUUGUUUUUGUUACAAAACAUACUAAGAUAGCAAUUUCCCUUUCAAUAUUCAUUUUCAUUUCAAUUUCCCUUUCACUUCUCAUUUUUCGUUCAUUCAUUCAUUUCACAGUUGUUUCUAUUUGUAAUGUUUGGAAGCAUGUCAAGUUACUUAUAGUACAAUAUAUUUAUCUUGAAAUUAGUUAGCGACUUAAGAUAUAUUUAUGGAUAGUCUCAUUUGAAACUCGCUUUCCAUGCACACGGUUAGAAAUCAUUUUACUUCUUCAUGAAGGAGUAUAUCUUUCAAAGACAAUCUCAGGCCGUUGUGUAUAUAAUUCGGCCUUGUCUAUCUACAUUCAAUUCCCAUUUGCAACUCGUCAUUCGCAAAGGGUUAAAAUAUAAGUUGAUUUGUUCGCGUUUUACUAUCAAUCAUUCUCACAUUUUGAUAGGCCUCAAUGAAUUCCUUGUAAAAUAUUAUGAUUAUUGUACAAUUUGCUACAGAAAAAUUCUAUUUUGUAUUUUUCUACCCCUUUUAUCGUCCUUAGAAUUUUAUCUCGUUUAUACAGGUUACAAUUGUAAAUAUCACUACAAAUAUAUUAUAUCGAAAAAUUCAAUUAAUGGAGGAAAAUAAGGACAUUUUGCACUGCAUAUAAGACYGAGGCUGCGUGUGCACGUAUCCGCCUGUUAUCCUUCAUGAUUUUGCAAGGUUUCUUGUGAUUGGAGGAAUAAAACAAUGCUCAUUGUUUCCUYGUUCUUAAAUYCWAUUGUUUYCUUUUGUUCAACAAAUAGCUAGUCAACCAAUCGGAUAAGAUCUUGCAAAACCGCGAAGGGAUACCCGUAUUCGGGCAUUAUUUUUAAUCGUAUUGUAUGCCUUAACGAAAACGGUUGUUUCCGAAACGAAAAAAUUGUGCAGUUUCGGAAAUAUGCGGAUAUCUGUAAACGCAGCCUGAGGAAAGCUAUACAAUUUUCAAUAAUGUUAUAAAUGUAGGUGUUUUUCAACAUAGAAUGCCUAAGUUCCUAUUUCUGGUCAAAUCAAAUAUUCCUAACAACUAAUUAAAUUCUCUCGAGUCUUUGCGUUUUGUUCGGCCAUACUGCUGUGAACUUCCACUAAAGCAAACAGCACUAGUUUGGUUUAUAGAUACACUUUUUGUUUACGUUAUACCGUGCAAUUAAUCGUUAAGAUAUAUAUACAAAUAGUAUUAAAGUUUUUUAUCAGUUGUA